This is a messenger RNA of Kluyveromyces lactis, 1950 nucleotides long. RefSeq names its product Bzz1p (gene BZZ1). The record is from RefSeq and is a predicted model, not a curated record. Bases 1 to 1950 code for a protein of 649 amino acids. Gene Ontology annotation, molecular function: protein binding. Lineage: Eukaryota; Fungi; Ascomycota; Saccharomycetes; Saccharomycetales; Saccharomycetaceae. Gene Ontology annotation, biological process: regulation of actin filament polymerization. The transcript has a single exon.
AUGAGUGAAUCGAUAUCUGUUGGUAAUGAAAUCAAAGAGGGUUUUCCUGAGACCAAUAAAUGGGUUCAAAACAACGUCAAAUGGUUAUCGACUGUGGAGUCCUUUUACCAUGAAAGAUCUAAGCUUGAAAAGGAGUACAGUGAAAAAUUACGUCAAUUGACCAAGGAAUACUUUGCCAAAAAAAGCGCUGAAACUGUUGCUUUAUCUGUUGGUAAUUCUCCAACUACCACACCCGGUUCUCUUGAAUGUGCAUCACAAGUGGCUUGGAAUGAAGUCUUGUCUCAAACUGAAUUAAUAGCCAAAGAUCAUGAGAAGUUCUCAAAUGACAUUGCAUUCCACAUCUGUGAGCAAUUGAAAACUUUGACGAACCGAUGCAAUAGCCUAGUGAUUAGUGCUGAAAAGUUGAAUGCUGAAGUUUCUGGAAGAAAGACUACAUGCUAUGAAAACUUAGAGAAAGCUAAGAAGAGAUACUACGAUUCUUGUCAAGUUAUGGAAACAGCCAGAUCAAAGAGUUCUAAAUCCAGCUCUGAAAAGGCGCAGAGAAGGCAAGCUGAAAAAGAGCAUGAAAUGAACAUCAGCAAAAAUGACUAUCUAACUAAAAUCAACCAAGCCAAUAGAGUCAAGGACAAAUACUUUUUCCAAGAUGUGCCAGAGAUCUUAGAUAUCCUUCAAGACAUCAACGAGUCGAGGGCUGCCAUGUUAAAUAUAAUAUGGAAUAAAGCAGGUGUCUUAGAGAGAGAAUUGAAUAAAACAAUUGAUUCGAGAUUGGAUGCAGCUGAUUCAGUCAUAGCCAAAAAUAAACCUUAUUUGGACACGUCAAUGUUCAUAAAGCAUAACAUGAAAUCAUGGAAGGAACCCAAAGAUUUUCUAUACGAACCUUCGAGUGUAUGGCACGAUGAUGAACAUUUUGUUGUUAACUCCCAGGUUGAAUUACAAGAUUUGAGAGUGAAACUAGCGAAGGCUCAACAGCAAUUGCAACAAACUCAGUAUCACAUUGAAUCAGAGAAAAAAUCAUUGGGACAGUUGAACACUGACAAAUGCAACUUAAAAGCCCAGGAACAGUAUGACCCGAUGCAAUUUCAAGAUAUUCUAAAAAACUACAUUUCCUCUGUUUCAGGUUUCACUGCAUUGGAGCAUAAAAAGCUUGAAGCUGAAGUGGAAGCUGAAAGUAUUCAAAACAACGUUGCUGAUGAUUCAGUCUUGGACACCUCAGAAGUUGAUCUAUCUCAACCUGAAAAGAAACACGGGCUUUUGGGGAAAUUUAAACAGAACCUGACAAUAUCGUCUACCCUCAACCCAAUAGCGACGAAAACCUCAACAAACAACAAUUCUGAUACUAUUUCAAUGGUAUCUGCAGAAACACAAGCAUCCAAGAAGUCGAAUAGAUUCUCAAUUUUCAAGAAAGUUGGUCGCUCAAAGCGAACUGAAUCGACCCCAUUCGAUGAUGACUCCGUAUCAGUUGUUCCCUCCAAUGCAGAAAGUUUCACACCAUCUCAAGAGGUGUCAUACAACAAUGAUGACACUGUGAAAAACACUCCUACUGGAAUUAGAGCCAAAGUACUCUAUAGUUAUACGAAAAGUGAUGCUGAUGAAGUAUCUGUCAAUGGAGACACUGUCGUUACUGUCUUAAACAAAGAUGCCGGUAACGGAUGGUCAUUAAUUAAGUUGGAUACAGGCGAACAGGGCCUGGUUCCUGAAACCUAUAUUCAGUUACAACAAAGUACCACUCCAUCAACUAGUCGUGCACCACCACCAAGGGCUCCACAACCUAGAAAGAGUGCUCAAAAGACUAUGACCGCAGCCUAUCCAUACCAGUCUCAGGGUCCAGAUGAACUUUCCUUACAGGUUGGAGAUAAGAUCAAGGUAUUAAAGGAAGAUGAAGGAAACGGCUGGACGUUUGGUGAGCUAAACGGGACACAGGGCUUGUUCCCCACCACUUACUGCUCCUAA